GCACAUCCCAGCUGCUUCUGCUACUGCUUCUGCUCCUACAGCUUCCACCUGACUACUAAAUUGGUUUUCCUGCUGGGCAGGUAGCAGAUAUGAAUCUGGGCGCUGCAAUCAUUUACGCAAAUCACUUGAUCGACUCUUUCCGACAAAGCGCCCGCGAUAUAAACAGGGGUUUCCGCUAAUACCAGAACCGUGAGCAAUAUAUUUAUUCUGAGCUAGCGCGCCACGCCGUAGGAUUACGCGUUAGCCUAUUAGCAGCUCUGGGAGUUAAGAUGGGUGAUACGCGUCUGCAGACACUGCUGAGCACGUUGUGCGACAAGGGUGGCUGGACGUAUGCUGUCUUCUGGAGAGCUCCAGAGCUCCACUGCACGACGCAACUAGCCGCGCUAGCGUGGGAGGGCGGCUACUUUCUGCUCACCAACGUGUUCAACCAGAAGCAGACGACCGGCGCAUCGCUGACGGAGGCUGACGUGGCGCGCAUGCUGGCCCUGCAGGAGGAAUUCACCGCCAUGCGCUCGCACAGCUACCCGUGCCGCAGCGGGUUGCUGGGCAAGGUGGCGAUGACAGGCGGGUACCGGCUGCUGUGUGAGCCGGUCAAGACCCAUGCUAUUAGAGGAGUGGGGCGGCUGCAUCUGGAUGGCAGCAGGGACGAGGAGCAGCCAGAGGAGUGGGACAGGCAGUUCGCUGCAGGGGUCAAGGUCAUUGCCCUGAUCGGCGUGCCGCAAGGCGUUCUUCAGAUAGCUGCGUGCACGCCGAUUAAGCCCACAAACGAGAUGAUUGCGAAGCUCCGAACCAAGUUCGACGAGCUUCGGAAACCCCCCCGAGUCACCCCCAUGCCGAACCUGCAAUCCGCCAUACCUGCCCUUCCAAACCAGUCCACGCCUCCCCCAAAUACCACCUCCCCCAACCCCUGCCGCCCAUCUGCCCCUGGCCAAUCACAACCGAGCACAGCUAAGUCACCGAAUAUUUCACUGAACGACCUCAUGCUUCUAAGCAAGCUUCUGGGCAGCUCUGGAGAAAAUCUUUCACCUGCCCAGGCGUCUAAGCUCUUGGCCCAGCUGGCGCAGCUAUCUGGGAAAACACCUGACGCACAGAGAACUCAAACAGGGGGGCCAAGAGGGCAAGAAUUCGACAGAGGACAGGGCGGGAUGCGAGUAGGGGAGAAGGGGGACGAAUGUGUGCCUGGCUUGCAACCCUCGCAGCAGCAGCAGCAGCAGCAGCAGCAGCAGCAGCAGCAUCUUCAGCAGCAUUGGCAGCAGCAGGGACGGACAGCUAGGUGGGGGGAGGGGCGCAGGCAGGAUCCUGCCGCUACUACAGCCGCUGGUGGCGCUACAGCCCCUGCUACAGCUAGGAACGGAAUGCAGCAGGGAAGGCUGGGGGAGGGCUGGACCGGGGUAGGCACUGCCCGCAUAGGCCCCAGUGGGGCGGGCUUAGCUGGGGGAGGGGGACUCACGGGAUCGCCAGGUGACCUGGGUGGAGAGAGGUGGGAAUCGGUUCAAGGGGCAGAGUGUAGGAGGUGGGGAGGCAUGGGGUCUGGCGCAGGUGAGGGUUCUGGGGCGGGAGAGGGGGAAAGAGGGGGGAACGACCAGGGGGGAACGAGUGCAGUUGGGUUAGGUUUUGCGGGUCAGACAAUGGGUGGGAGAGGGAAGGAGGUUUGUGGUGGUGGUGGUGAGGCGGCAGAGGAGGGCACUGGGGAGUGGCGUCCGGGGGAGAACGAGGGGGGUAGUAGCAAUGAGAGAGGGAGGGAUGCGUGUGAUGGUGCGGCAGGGCACGACGGGUGUGAGUUGUCGUCAGGCCCUGGCGGCACCGACAUGUCUGUCUGUGGAGGGGAAAUGGACGGAGGGGAAGGAGCAGGCGCAAGCGGUGCCACUGGUGGUGGUUCUAGCGGUGUUGGUUUUGGAGAUGCAGCAGCAGCAGCACAAGGGACAGAGGCAAGAGCAGGAGCAGGAGGAGCAGGGGCAGCAGGGGCAGUAGGAGCAGCAAGAGGAGCAGCCAGGGGGGCAGUAGGAGCGCUAGCAGGGGCACCUGCAGGUUCACCUGACAUGAGUGUCAAGCCUUGCCCGCCUGUCCCUCUGCCUCCCCUCGCUCCCUCCCGCCCUCGCUUGCCCCCACCAGACGACCCUUCUGCUCACCUGCUCAAUUCUUCUUCUGCUACUGCUGCUGCUGUUGCCGCUGCUACUGCCAAUGGUGCUGCUGCUGCUAAUGGUGUUGCAGCUGGCUCCACCCCUCCCCUCCACCCCACAGCCUCCCCUGGGGACUCGGCCGAAUUUGACGCUCUCUGUGUCACACUAGACCACUCCCGCACCUUCCCCACCACAGGACAACCGCUGCCGCCCGGACUGACACUCAUAGCCACGUCCCCGCCCCAUGCCACCGCCCCAGGCACCUCCCCUGUAGGAACCAACGCACACACGCCCCCAUUCAGUGGUAACCACAUGAGUAACACCAGCCACAUGGGUAACUCUAACAGCCAGCACCACCAGCAUGCAGGCAUCUAUGCGUCUGUAUCGGCAGACAAGCCCCCCUCCCACCGCAGGUCCCGGUCGCUGGCCCAGCAGCGCCGGCACACGCUUUCCAGUGCUGACCGCGUUGCUCUCGCCAGUCAGCUCUCCCCGUCCUGCGGGGUUCUGGGGAGUGGAAAUGGUAUGGUAGGAGGAAUGGUGGGAGGAGUAGGAGGUGGUGGUCAGGGUGGAGUGGGAGGCGGAGGAGGAGGGGAAGGGGGAGGGGGAGGGGGAGGAGGAGGAGCGGGAGGGGGGCUGGGUGCGUCUGCGUAUAGCCAUCCUUCGGCGGCAUUGAGCAGGAUGGUGGUGAGUCCUCUGUUCAAGCGCAGCCUGAGCUGCACGAGCCCCAUUCAGGGCAUCACCCGCGCAGCUGCCGCCGCCCACAUGCGCCGCCACUCCUUCUCCAACUCCCCCUCCUCCUCCCCCUCCUCUUCUGCAAACACCGCUUCUGCCGCCCGGGCUUUGCAUAGGGUUUCCUCACCCACUACUAGCACGGGCGGGGUGGGCUUGGGGGGAGGAGUAGGAGGAAGAAGUGCGUCGUUCACGAGCCGCCACGUGUCCAGUCUUUCUAACCCCGAGUUUUUGUCGGAGUUUCUCAAUCUCUGCCCGUUUGUAACUUCCCCUGGGGGUGGGGGCUCGGGGCGAGGGAGGGAGAUGGCUGGAGGUAUGGAGGGAAGGGGGAUGGCAGGAGCAGGUUUGGGAGGGGGAAUGGGAGGAGGGGGCAUGGGAGGAGGGGGGGCGCCUGUGGGGGGCGGGAUGGGAACAGGGGAAGGAGGAAUGAUGUCGCAGGUUGCGCUCGGCCAGACCAAGCCUGGAGGGGUGGAAGGAGGGGGGAGAGAAGGUGGAGGGGGUGGGGAGGUGGAUGAGAUGGAGUGGCUGCUCGAGCAGAUGAUGAUGCAUGGCCAUGCUGCUGGUGGCCAUGCUGCUGGUGACCACGCUGCCACCCCUGAUGAUGAUGCGUAUGCCGCUGCACUUGAUGCAUGUGGGUCUGCUGGUGGGGAUGCUUGCCCGGACAUAGACAUGGGCAUGGGCAUGGAUAUGGGCGUGAGUGAGGGCAUAGGCAUGGGCAUGGGCGUGGGAGAGGAUUACGAGGAGCAGGCAGCAUUCACGGGGGGAGAGGCGGGAGGGGGACUGGAUGCAGUGGAUGGCUUUGACGGCAUGGAUGGGAUGGGCGCACUGGGGGGAGUGGGGGAGAUGGGGGGGAUGGGGGGGAUGGGGGGGAUGGGGGGAAUGGAUAUGGGUGCUAGUGUAGACGGACGGGGGGAGCAUGGCACUGUUACGGAUGCGGCUGCUGGUGGCUCUGGUGGCAGAUGUGGUGCUGGUGUCGCUGGUGGUAGUCACAAGGCGGCAGAGAACGCAACUCUUCAGAUGCUGCUGCAGCGGUGCAAUGGCGACCCUGCUGCUGCUGCACUGCUGCUGGAGAAACUCCUGCUGCAGAAACAGCAGCAGCAGCAGCAGCAGCAGCAGCAGCAGCAGCAGAGACUAGGCAUGUCUUCCACUCCAGGCACAGUCAAAUCCUCAUCCCACUCCCAGCCGUCCCGCAUCCAACACUCCAUGCACCCUUCCGCCUCCCCUCCUUCCGCAUCCCCUUCCUUCGCCUCCCCCCCCCUCCAACCCACCCCCUGCCCCCCUCCCACUCCCGCGCCCUCCCAGCAGCCCCUCUCCCCCGCCCCGCCUCCCGCUUCUUCCCCAAGUCCGCCUCUUUGCCCGGCCACAUUCCCCGCCCCAUGCCUCCUGCUGCUGCUGCCGCUGCUGGUGUUGGUGGUGCUGGUGCUGGUGCUGUUGUUGGUGGUGGCGGUGCUGUGGGGGAGCGGAUAGCUGCGAGUCCCCUGGGACGGCAGCCGGUGCAACAGCAGUUGCAGCAGCAGCAGCAGCGAUUGCAGUUGCAGCAGCAGCAACAACAACGGCAGCAGCAGCAGCGAUUAGAGCAGCAGCUGAGGCAGCAGCAGUCAGCGUUGCAGAUUCAGCAGCAGCAGCAGCAGCGUCUAUCACCAGAGGAGCAGAAGCAAAACCUUCUACUAAGUUAUUUAAUUUCUGGCAAGCAAACUCCUGACUCCGCUGCAUGGGCCUUAGUGGCGAGCCUACCCCCUGCAGCGCGGGCUGACCUGCUCUCACAGCUGCUGCUUGAGGAAAAGAAACAGAAAAACACGCCACUAGAAGCGCACCCACAGGCACGGGCACCUGCUGCUGCUGCUGCUGCCAGAAGUGGGGGUUCACUAGAAGUGCCUGCGGCCGCCGCAGCUGCUGCUCUUGAUGCUGCCAGGUGGCAGAAUGCUAGUGGUGGGUCUGGUGGUGUGUCUGGUGACGGUGGUAGCAUGGAGGGGGGGAGUGUACACCUAGGAGGUGUAGAAGGAGGAACCUUCCGCCAACCACAUGAGGAAGCUUCCUUACCCGAGCGACGAGAUUAUGAUGCCGAAAACUCCACCCGUCCACCGCACCUCCGGUGCAGCUAUCCCGAACGUAUUGGGCGAAGCGCUUCCGAACCUCGAGCUGCAGGUUGGAGCGAGAGGGUGGGUGCCAGUGCCGAGCCUGAAGGUGCGGGUUGGGGAUUUGGAGAUGGCUCCAUGCAGCAGCAUUCAAUCGUGCUUCAAAACACCUCCUUACCAUAUCCUGCUGCAGAAGCAGAGGCAGGUAGUGCAGCAGUAGCAGCAGAAGUAGAAGCAGAAUUGGCAGCAGCAGGAGGAGGUGCAGCAGCAGCAGCAGCACCAUCUGGAAUAGAUGUCAGUGCCUUACUUUCUCCUGGUGACAUAGGCAUAGGAGAAUUUUCAGCUGUACAGGGGGGACUGGAUGUGCUUAUAGGGGGGACCACAGGCGACGAUGUAGGAGGGCUCAUGGGGGAGGGGAUGGGGAUUGGGAUGGGAGGGGAGGAGGAGAUAGGAGAGGAGUGGGCCAUGUUUUUAGAUGUCAUGGACGCCCCGCCAGUACUGGAUGAUCUAGACGAGGUGAUGGGUGCCAGGAUCUCUUGACUCGUUUCUGCUGGUUGCACGCGCGUUUACUUGGUGCUGUAACCUGCUGCGGUGCUCUACACGACAGCAUUGCAGGACACGCCAUAGCAUGAUAUGUGCCAUGGGAUGGCAUGGCAUGGCUUCCACCAUUGCACUACAUGGCAUGUUGUUCAAAUGACACAUCUUUUCUUGGCUUGGCUAGAAAAGCCAACUUCCCGCAAUGGGGAAAGCUUUAUUUCUGUUGGAAACACCUCAAAGACUUGAGCGUUUCUGAAGUGUAACGCUACACUCGAAGAAAAGUCGUAUUGAGUACACGAGUCAACGGAGGUUACACGAGGAGGUUGGACGAAAGAACACGAAAGGACGAAGGGACUCGAAGGGUUGCAACCAGAGGUUGCGAUUGACCGUUGCGACUGCAAGGGUGGUAACCGAACCAAGGAUCGAGUCGCUGUGCGACUCGAUAACCGUUUAUUCAACUGUAUUCUACAACUGCCCUAUUUCUUAUUUUCUAUAUAUUCCUGUAUGCUUGCUUCUUUCAAUCAAUCACUUGCUCUCAC
Closterium sp. NIES-67 is the source of this 6000-nucleotide messenger RNA. NCBI's taxonomy places the organism in Eukaryota, Viridiplantae, Streptophyta, Zygnematophyceae, Desmidiales, Closteriaceae. The record is from the annotation of a GenBank genome assembly.